AUGUUGAAUUACAUUAUGCUGGUGUCCCGACAAGGGAAAGUACGUCUCGCAAAGUGGUUCCAAACGUUACCUCCUAAGACAAAGGCAAAGAUCGUAAAAGAUGUGACUCAAUUAGUACUAGCUAGAAGAACAAGGAUGUGCAAUUUCCUGGAAUACAAAGACACCAAAGUCAUCUAUCGGCGAUACGCAUCACUGUUUUUCAUCACUUCUAUUUCACCGGGCGAUAAUGAGUUGAUCACGUUAGAAGUCAUACAUCGGUAUGUAGAGGUUUUAGACAGGUAUUUUGGCAAUGUAUGCGAGUUGGACUUGAUCUUCAACUUCCAAAAGGCGUAUGCAAUUCUAGAUGAACUUAUCAUAGCUGGUGAACUACAAGAAUCAUCCAAGAAAGCAGUACUAAAGAUUGUGGCUCAAUCAGACGCUAUUGAAGAGGCCGAAGUAUCAGAAGACUCGUUAUCUAGAUUAGGUAGCUUAACUAGAUCGUGA
Molecule: messenger RNA, 483 nt
Organism: Kwoniella shivajii
Lineage: Eukaryota; Fungi; Basidiomycota; Tremellomycetes; Tremellales; Cryptococcaceae
Exons: 7
Coding region: 1-483 (160 amino acids)
Biological process (GO): protein transport; vesicle-mediated transport
Cellular component (GO): AP-1 adaptor complex; intracellular membrane-bounded organelle
Molecular function (GO): clathrin-cargo adaptor activity
Source: RefSeq, a predicted model, not a curated record